CCUAAAUUUCAAAUAGACCCGCCGCGAAAUGACAUAGCAAUAAUAAAGACUGAGAGGAAGAUCACCUUAUCUAACAAAAUAAACGUAAUAAAUUUGCCAUUAGGAGAAAUGUCGAAAUCAUCCUUUGCUCACAGCAAAGCCUUUGUCAUCGGCUACGGCUUUAGAGAUGUUCAUAAUCGGCACGCUUUUGGAAAACAAAGUUACAAGGAAUCAAACGUGAUGAAAAAUAUAGACUGUCAAAAAAUUUAUGGCACUGAGUAUGUCACACCGUCUUUCGUCUGCGCGCUUGCAAAUGGGGGGACUGCGUGUUACGGAGAUUCGGGGGGGCCGCUGGCUUAUAAAUGGUGUAAGAAAUAUUACCUGAUCGGCGUCACAUCAUUUUCUCCUGGUAGAUGCGAAGACGGUGCACCGACUGUCUUUGUAAGAGUUACGGCCCACUUGGAGUGGAUACAAUCACUUAUGUAAACUACAUGUUAACAAAAUAAGUACUUUUUCGAUUAAAAAUCGCGUAUAUUUCUUUUUGGAAACAAACCAACAUUUCUAGCCACAAUGCCACAACACGGCUGCCUGAGUUGAUAAAGUCAUCAACCAGUUAGAAGGAACUACAAUGUCGCACGAGUUUAUCUUAUAAAGACUGUGUUUGAGAGUGUACCGUUUAAACAUCGACGGUACAGCCGCUAUACGCCUAAUAUUUCAUUUUUUGAACGGAAUUGAUUCUGUCAACUACUUGAGAUACGGUGAAGCGGGGUGCUACGUUCUGAUUGGCGCAAUCAAAGUCAUAGGGAUGGG
Messenger RNA from Hyposmocoma kahamanoa, 789 nucleotides. RefSeq names its product chymotrypsinogen 2-like. Lineage: Eukaryota; Metazoa; Arthropoda; Insecta; Lepidoptera; Cosmopterigidae. The record is from RefSeq and is a predicted model, not a curated record. Gene Ontology annotation, biological process: proteolysis. Gene Ontology annotation, molecular function: serine-type endopeptidase activity. Bases 109 to 465 code for a protein of 118 amino acids. The transcript is spliced from 4 exons.